AACUUACCGAGCAAGAACUUCUCCGAACAGUUCUUUCUGUUCCUAAAAUUCAUUCGAUUAAGACAAAAUCUACAACAAAAGCGGCAACAAGAAAAAGCCCUAAAAUGCCGGUUCUGGCAUGGGAUGAUUUUCUUAAUAAUGCCUUUUAUGCAUCAACAGCUCUUGACACAGGCAAUCGUAUAUUUAGCAGGUCUAACGUCACUGGGGCUUUAUCUGUCGAAGAUUCUGUUGUUGACAUGUUCUUGAAAACGAUGGAAGCUACCAACAAUCAGAGAUUAAUUCUUUUGCCAACGCCAGAACGUUGGAGUAAGCGUUAUGUAUGUCGGGCUGUCAAAGGCCAACCAGAUGCUAUACGCUGUGGUGCUGGUAACAUACAGCUUUUGAAUGACUUGGAUGCCUCUCUGAUACUUUCAGCAGUUGAAGUUAAACCUGAACAGUUGAUGAAGACUUUGGUAGCUGAUGGAACCGAAUUGUUUAAUGCAUAUAACACAGCAUUAACAACAGAAGAUGAUGGAACAACCGCGUACACUCGACAUCAAAAAAUUAUCAGAAUCGUUAGGCAACUUUUUGGAUAUAUGGUCGUUAAUGACCUCAAAUAUGGCCUUCUUACAACAUAUAUUCGAACAUGGUUUUUUUAUCGUCAGGAUGAAGACCCGGACAAUCUUUACAUUUCUCCGACAGUUCAUAUCAAUCAAAGUCACACAAGUGAUAGUGCAUCGUUCCUUGAAUGUAUGUACUAUUUUGAAAAUAUAUCUACAACAAAUCCAACUGCACAUUCUUCACCACCUAAUACUGAUGGUGGGAAUGAUAAUGAUGAUAAAAUCGAUGAUGACAAUGAUGAAUAUCGGCCAUCAAGUUCUAAGAGGAGUGUCUUGAGGAGGACUUUUGGAAGAAUCACUCGCAGCCAAUCAAAAAAAGGAAAAGACAAACUAAAUGAUAAUGAAUUUCUCAAUAGUAUGAAAAAUUAUAAACGUAGCCAAUUCUCAUUUGGCGAUGUGUUGGGAAAUGGUCGUUCUGGAGUUAUUUUUAUGACCAAGCUUCACGAACAAGUAGGCGCUCUUAAAAUGGUCGAUCUAUAUAAAAAAGAGUAUUUGUUACAGGAAAUCCUAAAUGAACUUAAAAUGUACCUUGGACCUCUCAAGGGAAUUCAAGGCAUCUACAUACCAAAGCUUCUUAAAUAUGGGGUUCUCCACGAGGCAUUUGUAUUUAUUCUUACAUCGUUUGCCGGAGAGUCUUUUGCAAAUAAUAGAAGUAUCACAGAAAAAGAAAAGCAGUUGGCCAUUAAUGGUUUAAUGGAAAUACACGCAAAAGGAGUGAAACAUGGUGAUAUUAGAUUAGAAAAUAUAAUGAUGAAAAGGAAUGAGUUAACGGGUCAUUCUUAUGUGUGGUGGAUUGAUUUUGCGUGGAGCAAAAUGAUAAAUAAUACAGAAGAUCUGGACGCGGAAUUAUCCGAAUUGAAACACUUGCUUGGCAUGUGUUAA
Funneliformis caledonium is the source of this 1481-nucleotide messenger RNA. The record is from the annotation of a GenBank genome assembly. Lineage: Eukaryota; Fungi; Glomeromycota; Glomeromycetes; Glomerales; Glomeraceae.